Messenger RNA from Sesamum indicum (sesame), 1506 nucleotides. RefSeq lists its product as uncharacterized. The record is from RefSeq and is a predicted model, not a curated record. Lineage: Eukaryota; Viridiplantae; Streptophyta; Magnoliopsida; Lamiales; Pedaliaceae.
UCCUUUCAAUGCUGAGAUUUUCUUCAUCAUUUCAUCCAACUUCAAUUCUCUUCUGUUCCUCUGCACUCUGCCCUGCGGAAUUCUAAUUAUUGCCGGUUUCCCCACCCGAUCACCAGGGAGCCAGCAGAGAAAGAAAUGCAGGGAGGUAGAGAUCCAUUCUUUGGUUUUGGCGAUCCGUUCGGUGGUUUUGGUAGUUUUGGCAGCUUUGGUGGCCAAAGGAGUCUGAUAUCUAGCUUUUUUGGGGGAAGGGAUCCAUUUGAUGAUCCUUUUUUCACCCGUCCGUUUGGAAGUAUGUUUGAAUCAGAGUUUUUCGGCUCUACUAGAGGGCCAUUGAUGAACCCACAUGCUUCUGGGUUUCUUGAACAUCAAACGGCCCAAUCCAAUCGAUCAAGGGGACCAAUAAUUGAAGAGCUGAACUCUGAUGAUGAAAAAGAUGAAAAGGAAAGCAGAAAGGAGAAAAAAGAGAAUCCAAGAAAACAUGGAAGGUCCAACCGAGAGCCUCUGGUGGAGGAUCCCGAUGAUGAAGCUACUGAGAAAAAGAGUAAGCAAAUGUCUCACAGAAAUGAUAUAAACCAGAUGCACCAUGUAAGGUCGCAGCCCCAGUCGCAUAGCUUCACUUUUCAAAGCUCUACUGUUUCUUAUGGUGGUGCAAAUGGUGCGUACUACAGUUCUUCUAGGACAAGGAGGAUGGGGAGUGACGGAUUAACAUUUGAAGAAUGCAAAGAAGCUAAUUCAUCUACUGGUCAAGCAACUCAUAGGGUGUCAAGGGGCAUCCAUGACAAGGGUCAUUCUCUCACAAGGAAAUUGAAGUCGGAUGGUCAUGUGGAUACAAUGCAGACUCUGCACAACCUUAAUGAAGAUGAACUUGCUGGUUUUGAGGAAGCGUGGAAAGGAAAUGUUAGGAAGCAUCUCCCUGGAUUGAGUGAGGAAAUCACUGCUCAAGAUGUUAUGCGAUCUGCAAGCAGCAGUCAGCAGAGAAGUAAUAGAGGUGGCUGGGCGCUUCCUUCUACUGAAAGAUCCAACAAUCUUGGAAGCUUGAAACCAGAGGUUGGAGGAAUGGCAGGUUCCCGACAUCAUUCAGGAAGAGUGAGAACUCAUCUCAGUGAUGGAGCAGGCUCAUCGCGCCUUAGGACAAAUGGAGCUGGCUCCAGUAAUCAAGCGCAAAGACAUUAGAAAUUUCCACAGAUGAUUCCACUUGGAAGUCCCUCUACCAAGAGGUGGCACUUAUCCUGGUUUUAUUGUGAGAAAUGUAUAUCGGCAAAUCCUGCAUCAAAUUUGUGGUUGGCACUAGUUCGAAUGUAGUAGUUCGGUGUCGUUUACGAUUUCCAGUAAUGAACAUAUAGGGUAAUCUCUUUUAAUUUUUCAGAGGCUUUAGCAAUAUGAACGUCUACUUUCUCUUCGUUUUUGCUACCAGUUUCUUUCAAAGUUGGUGGUGCUGAAAAACAGGUGACAGGUUAUAUCAAUCUGUAAGAUGCUUUUUAAUAUUGAAGCUGCGGUUAUCUUCAA